CCGUGCCACGGUCUGGGAACCACGACGGGGUUGGAUCAAGGGGUGCACUUGAUGAUCUGGGAGGUCUUUUCCAAGCCGGCUGAUUCUGGGAUUCUCUGGGUGCCAUUGCCAGGGCAGCACAUGCUGGAGGCUCUGUCCACAGGGGAUAGAUGUGUCUGUGCAGACAGAGAGACAAGGUCAGUCUGCAAAGAUGUGGGGUUAGAAAAGCAGGAGAAGUUGUGGGGUGGUUGUGGCAGGAGAAAGAAGCCCCCAGGCCAGUGCAAGCAGGCCCCCCUGGGCUUGCACAUCAUCUGCCCUCCCUGCAGGUUCCUGUCCUGGAGAGCAGGCCCUGAGGUGGCCCUGAGAAGAAGUGGAAGGCAGAGGUGGUGCUGAGGCAGGAGAGCCCCGUGCUGGGGAAGAGGCUGAGCUGGGAGUGCCCAGCAGCGAGAAGGUGCUGUGUCCAUGCCCUGUGUGCCAGGAUUUGUCCUUCCCAAAGCUUGGGCAGAUGGAGGAGGAGGUUGCAAGGAAGAGGAAAUAUCCGCAGGCUCCCCAGGCAGGCCUUGAGCUGAGGACGGAGAGCACGAAGGACAAAUCCCCCCGGCAGAGCCUGGUGGGAGAGGCCGUUUUGAAGGGCUCCCUGGCGCAGGAAGGCAGCAGGGAGGAAAAGGCCCGGAGAUGCCCCCAGAGGAGGGGCUGCAAAGCCAGCCCAGGAAGCUCUGAGGAGGAAAGACCCGGCCUGUGCCGGGAAAGUGGCCGGAGCUUGAGCCGGAGCUCCGAGCUGGUGGUGCAGGAGCGCGUCAAUACCGCGGAGAAGCCCUACAAGUGCCCCACCUGUGGGAGAAGCUUCGUCAACAGCUCCAAUCUCCUCGCCCACCAGCGUGUCCACACCGGGGAACGGCCCUACGAGUGUGGGGAAUGUGGGAAGACCUUCAUCUAUGGAUCCCACCUCUUCACCCACCGCCGGGUGCACACGGGGGAGCGGCCCUACAAGUGCUUGGAAUGCGGGAAGGGCUUCAGCGUCAGCUCCCACCUGAUACGCCAUCAGCUCAUCCACACUGGGGAACGGGGGCACCAGCCCCACAAAUGUGGGGAAUGCAAGAAAAGCUUCCAAUACAGUUCUGACCUCAUUAUCCACCAGCGCCUGCACACGGGGGAGAAGCCCUACAAGUGCUCAGAAUGUGGGAAGAGCUUCCGCCUCCGUUCCAACCUGAACCAGCAUCAGAAGACCCACACUGCGGAAUGGCCCUUCCAGUGUCUUGAGUGUGGGAAGAGGUCUCGGAGCAGCUCGGAUCACCUCAAGCAUGAGCAGACACACACAGAGGAGAGGCCCUUCCGCUGCACCGACUGCGGGAAGGGCUUCAAACGGAACACCAACCUCGUCAGCCACCGGCGCCUCCACACCAGGGAGAGGCCCUACAAGUGUGGGGAGUGUGGGAAGAGCUUCACCCAGAGAGGUAACUUGACCUCGCACCAACGGACCCACCAGUAAGGGAAGCCCCACGAGUGCCCCGACUUUGGGAAGAGCUUUGGCCGCUGCUCCCACCCUGAAUGCCCCUCCUGAUGGUGAGGCAACCCCUGGAGUCCAGGGACUGUCAGUCCAUCCCUUUCCACCAGAAAGGGACCAGUCCCCUUUGCCAGGGGUAGGUUCUGCCAACAGAACCCUUCUUAGGGGAUGUGUGGAGAUUCCUGCCUUGGCUGGGACCCCCCAAGGUCACUGCUGGAGGUUGAGAGCAGAGAUCUCCCCACGAGCGUUGGUCUGGGGGAGUUCCAUCCAUCUCUAAUUCAUAAUUCUUGCUUUGGUGCCAGCUUGAGUAGAAUUGCUUCCACAAUUACUUUAGUGUAGAGCACUGUCCUAUCUUAUGCUGUACUAUUGGUAGUUUUAGUGUUUGUAUUGUGCAGUAAAUAAUUCUGAUGAA
Messenger RNA from Myiozetetes cayanensis, 1895 nucleotides. Its product is annotated as zinc finger protein 239-like. The record is from RefSeq and is a predicted model, not a curated record. Bases 485 to 1468 code for a protein of 327 amino acids. The transcript has 3 exons. Lineage: Eukaryota; Metazoa; Chordata; Aves; Passeriformes; Tyrannidae.